This is a messenger RNA of Peronospora belbahrii, 2721 nucleotides long. The record is from the annotation of a GenBank genome assembly. Lineage: Eukaryota; Oomycota; Peronosporomycetes; Peronosporales; Peronosporaceae.
AUGGGAAAGCAGUGCGCAAUGGCAUCGGACGAGCGGUCGCUUUACGAGGCUGGCAGUGGCCGUAUAUUAAGCCACUUUGCAAGCCUUGUGACGCCUAAUAUGGUCAAGAAGAGUACGUGGCAGCAACGGUCUUGUGACGCUGCGUCUAGCACGGGGCCGUGUGUCGUUUCACAAAUCAAGCAAGUCAAAGUGUUUGAUGAUUUUGUACUGGACAAUCGAACGGAAAGUAGCAAUUGGAGCAGUGAUAUGAGUGGUGAGACGACUAAAUCAUACGCCUUGAGCUUCUCACCGCCGUGUUAUAGUCUCAAGAAGUCGAGAAAGGAGACAAACGUCGUGGCACCGACGUCAAGUGUUGAUUGUUCGACGUUGAGAAGCUCAAUGGGGACGAGCUAUCGAACAGAAGAUCUCGAUGAAGUCAUGGAAGAAGACAUGUACUCGCCUGUGACAUUGUCUGUGAAAUUUCUCAUGAGUCGAGACCCUGAGGAAGAGGAACGAGUGCUCAACUUGAAAUCAGACAGAGAUAAAGUGUAUUUGUACAAGAAGAGAUAUACCGAUACGUAUGAACAUGCAGUUGCAUUGCUAAAGCAUGCAGCAUCACUGGAGCGUGAACGUGCGGACAAACAGUCGGAUCUCGAGUAUUUAAGGGCGACCGUAAAAACUCAGACACAGAUCAUCAUUACACUGAGUGAUAAUCAGCAGUUGAGCGAACCGACAGGUUACCAACAGGAGAAAAAGAUACAGGCUCUGUGUCGUGAAGUCACGGGGCUCGUAAUGCAGCUAAGUCAGCGUGAUUCGCUUAUCAAUAGCUUGCAAGAAGAACGGGAUAAAGCAGCGGAAGCGAUUAAUGCGCUCAAGAUGUCGCAGGGCCUUCGCUCGACUCGUGAUAGCAAAGCGACACAGUCUAUUGAUGGUUUGCGUGAUAAGCUUGAGGUCGCACUUCGCGAAAAGCAGGAAGCUCUGAAGAAGGAACUGCGAGUGGCAGCACAGUUAAAAGAUCUGCAAUUACUUUAUGAGAAGUGCGAAGCUGCAAGAUCAGCACUUUCCGACGGACUCGAUCAAGCAGAGAAGCAGACUGCAGCGCUACAUGCUCAGUGGGUUCAGGAAAAGAAAGAAAUAAUGACUUUGGUGCGAGAAAAAGAUCAGAGGUCGGUAAAACUUGCGGCAAAGUGUGAGCAACUGCUGAAGGAUAACGAAACGAUGAAGGCUUCUCUCAUCCGUCUGUCAGAGAACGAGAAGAAACACCAUUCGACGACGCAGAGUCAAAAGCAAGUUAUUGACAACUCCCUGGCGCAAAUUGCACAGUUACAAUCCGAACUGAGCGAAUGUCGACCGCAAUUGCGUGAGCUAAGCAUGAAAGAGGCAAAAAUAAAUGCUCUGGAAAGGGAUUUAACUGACUCAAAGGAGAAACUUCGACGCUGUUUGAUACGUGUGGACGAGCUCGAAGAACGGCUUAAGCAAAGAGAAAAAGAAGUCCAGGCUACUCAAUCACGAGUCCUGGAGCGUGCUACCAUUUUGGAGCAAAGAGUAUUUGAUUCUGAAGCAGUUCGACGAAGUCUCCAUAAUAAGGUGAUGGAACUGAAAGGGAAUAUUCGCGUAUUCUGUCGCGUCCGGCCAGUUUUGCGGCACGAACUCGCAAGUUCGAGAGGUGAAGAGAUAUUUGCGUUUCCCGACUACCGUACUGAGCGACGACAAAUCGAGCUUAGCGCAAAUCCGAAGUCUCACGUUGGCUACGGCCAAAAUGGGUCACGGAGCGUUGUCAAAAAGUACAGUUUUGACUUUGAUCUUGUGUUCAACAACAAGUGUUCGCAAGAAGACAUUUAUUUGGAAGUGUCCGCGCUGAUUCAGUCUGCUUUGGAUGGAUACAAUGUCUGCGUCUUUGCUUACGGUCAAACUGGGUCUGGCAAAACGUAUACAAUGCAGGGAAAGGAACACAGUGAUGCAAAGUUGAUGGAGCCGUCACCAGAUACUGGAAUUGUUGGUCGAGCAAUUUCUCAUAUCUUCGCUGGCACAGAUGACUUGAGGUCAAGUGGAUGGAAUUUUGCUACAAGCCUGGAAUUGAUUGAGAUUUACAACGAGACUUUGCGCGACCUACUCGCGCCUGCUGAAUCCACCGAUAAAAUUGAUCUUCGUCUAGACAGUGAUGGCAAGGUUAUUAUGGUGAACUCGUGCGUCCGCAAGGUUCACAGCAGCCAAGAGGCGUGGAGCCUCCUACGAGGGGCAAUGUCGAAGAGAUUGACAAAGCUCACAAAAAUGAAUGAUCGAUCUUCACGCAGUCAUUGUGUCAUCACAUUCAGGUUAAGCGGAGAAAAUUUGCUGACUGGGGAGCAGCGAACAGGGAUAAUCAAUCUUGUCGACCUGGCGGGAUCCGAGCGCUUGUCAAAGUCUGGCAGCGAUAGCAACAAAGAACUUCUAAAAGAGGCUACAUCGAUUAACAAGAGUCUUUCGGCACUAGGCAACGUAAUAUGUGCCCUCGCGAAAAAGUCAACACAUGUCCCAUUUCGUGACUCGAAGUUGACACACUUUUUGAGUUCCUCGCUCGGUGGAGAUAGCAAGACGCUUAUGAUAUGCAACUUGUCGCCGCUAGGCGAUCAUCGCGACGAGACGCUUAACUCACUUCGCUUUGCUAAAAUGACAAUAUUUGCUCAGGGUGACAAUCAUCGUGCCUUACCUGUUUCAGCUCACCUUACCUACUCAACUCUUUUAGCGCAGGCGACAUGGUGA